AUGGCGGAAGGCACGAGAUACCGAUCCUUGGAGGAUCAGCUGAAGAAACAGGAGAGUAAGCUCCAGGAAUUGGCCGAAUCCAUGGCUGCUCUGCAUACGUCGGCGCAGAAUGAGCUACAGCAGAGACUCCAUGAGGAAAUGGAGAAGAGCAACUCGAGACUGGAGUCGGUGGUGGGGAAUCUGGACCAGAAAUUCUGCAAGUUGGAGCAAAAGUUCAACGCGUUAAUGAAAGUGAUGAUGAAGGACAAGGGAGUCCAGGAGAACGAAGGAGGACCUUCCGAACCUCUUCUACCUACACCACCCUCGCAUUUCCGACUGGCGACUCAGGCUGAAAUGGCCGGCCAUCAGCAGGAGUCCAGAGGUAGGAUGUUCACUCCCAAUUUACCUAGAUUAGAUUUGCCGAUGUUUACAGCAGGAAAUCCAAGGGAAUGGCUUAGGAAAUGUCAUAAAUAUUUUUUGAACUACCACAUACCUGCUUGCCAGAAAGUAGAUUUAGUGGAGAUGUUCUUAGAAGGUAAAGCCGAUAAUUGGUUCCAAGGGGUGAAAUUAGCUAAACCUGGGCUAAAUUGGGAAGAGUUUAGCGAGUUGCUAUGUGAGCGUUUCUCUGGCAAGGGAUCGCUUGACAUCGUAGAAGAAUUUAACAAGCUGCAACAAGUGGGGACAGUGGAGGAGUAUGAGGAAAAAUUUGAGGAAUUAAAAACUCUGAUGUUAACCAAGAACCCCAGAUUAGAUGAGUCCUAUUUUGUUUCCAGCUUUAUCAGUGGGUUAAAAGAGGAGAUCAAGCCCAUGGUAAAGAUGUUUAGACCACAGACAUUGACCAAAGCAUUUGAAGUAGCAGAGUUGCAGGAGUAUGCACCGGAGGUGCAAUGUAAGCAGACCAAAAAUUCUGGCAAGAUUGCCAUGGAGCCUAAGUUUGGGAUGUACAAGGGGCAACCUGGUGGACAGAAUCUACCUAAUUCUUAUAGGCUUCCUGCGAUAACUCCUAACACUAGAAGGACUGAAGUUGCACACAAGGAGGUAGGAAGACUUUCAGCAGAAGAGCUACAGUACAGGCGCAAAAACAACCUGUGCUACAGGUGUGGAGAGAAGUUUGGGUUGGGACAUCAGUGCAGGACAAGAGGUCUGAAUUGCGUUAGUGUGGAAGAGGAAGAGGAGACUGAUUUUGAGGAUGCAGUGGGGGAACAGGAUGAGUUUACUGGCAGAGUUGGGGAGACGGCUGAAGUAUCACUGAAUGCCUUGUCUGGUGCCAUUCAGAGGAAGUCCAUCAUGCUAAUUGGCAGUAUAGGUGGCUUACCAAUCAAAAUACUAGUGGACACCGGGAGUUCUGACAGUUUCAUCAACCAUAGAAUUGUUACCUUACUGCAUUUACCUUAUCAAUCUGUGAAUCCUUUUAUUGUGACUUUAGCCAAUGGGGCAGACAUCACCAGUGGGACAGCCUGUCCUAAGGUAGCUUGGAGGAUACAAGACUACCAAUUUCAGUUUGACAUGAAGAUAAUGGAACUAGGAGGUUGGGAUAUCAUCCUGGGGGUUGACUGGAUGUGUCAGUUCAGUCCAAUCACCUUUGACUUCCACACUCUCAGUAUCGCACUCAGUGAUCGAGGGCAAUUACUUCACCUCCAAGGGUUCAUAAAUCAACCUACGAUGGAGCUGGUGAGGGGAAGGGACCUCAGAUCCUUCAUCCAAGAAAGAAAGAAAAGCUGUGCACACCUGCAGGCGAACUCCACCAAAGACCUUCAGAAGGACAUCCCAGAGUUGGUGGAACAGGUUUUACAGCAGUUUCCACAGAUAUUUGCUACUCCAACGGGACUACCUCCAGAAAGGGAGCUGGAUCACCAAAUCCCUCUCAAACCAGGGGCAGAACCAUUUAAACUCAAGCCUUACAGGUAUCCCCACUCCCAUAAAGCAGAGAUUGAGAAGCAGGUUGCAGAAAUGCUUACGAAUGGAAUUGUUAAACACAGUACUAGUCCUUUUGCUUCCCCUGUCUUGUUGGUUAAAAAAAAGAUGGCACUUGGAGACUAUGUAUAG
Molecule: messenger RNA, 2025 nt
Organism: Coffea eugenioides
Lineage: Eukaryota; Viridiplantae; Streptophyta; Magnoliopsida; Gentianales; Rubiaceae
Exons: 1
Coding region: 1-2025 (674 amino acids)
Biological process (GO): proteolysis
Molecular function (GO): aspartic-type endopeptidase activity
Source: RefSeq, a predicted model, not a curated record